UUUAGAUGUUAGGGCUGCAGAAGCAUUGCAACCGAAAGAGAGGCAACGAAAAAUGCCUUGGCUGUUUAUGUGGCACACCGCUUCAGACGAAAUAAAGACAUGUGGGAUUGCAGGCAGCAAAGAUCACCGAAAGAAGACAAAGGCUUUGGGUGUGGGAGCAAAAAAAUAUUUCAUGGGUCUUGUACCACCUAUUGAAUCAGCUGACAUGAAAUAUCCCAGCUCAAGAGAUGUAACGCUUUCUACAAAAGAAGUUAUCCAGUGGUCCCAGUCCCUAGAAAAGCUUCUGGCAACCCAGCGUGGUCAAGAGGCAUUCAGAGAAUUUUUGAAAUCAGAAUUUAGUGAUGAAAACAUUGAGUUUUGGCUGGCAUGUGAAGACUACAGGAAAGCACAAGUGGAUUGUUUACAUGGCAAAGCAGAAAAGAUUUACCAAGAGUUUGUCAAGUCAGAUGCCAGAAAACAAGUCAACAUUGAUUUUCACAUAAGAAAAUCUGUAGCUAAGAAAGUUCAGGAUCCCACACCUUCAAGUUUUGAUGAGGCUCAGAGACUUAUAUAUGUAUUGAUGGAGAGAGACUCUUAUCCAAGAUUCCUUAAAUCUCAACAUUACCAUAACCUUCUAAACAAGGUUCAAAGCAACCAUCUCAAGUGAAAACUGAGGAUCAGCUCUGAAGCUUCAGGAGUUGCUGUGCUUCAGUACACUAACUGGGACUGUUGGAACUAAGACAGCAAGGAAAUGAUGGAACUCUUAAAGCAAGAGAUGCAAUCUAUCAAGUUGAAGUGUCUGGAACACCCUUUAUAAGGAGAAAGAAGAAGAAAUAAAAGGAAAAAGAGACAAGCUGCCUUGAAACUGGUCAGAUUCACUCUACACACACACACACACACACACACACUUCUAAUAUUCUUUCAAAUUACACUGAUCAAAUGUUGUGAACAGAAAAGCUCUGAGUUUAAUUGCACAACUAUCAAGACAAAUGUUAGGCUGUUUACAUUGUGUGCAUUAUUUCCUUCUUAAGCAUUUGAUCUGGUAGAGCCGGAUGUAUGACCAGAUUCCCUUGAAAGGUAUUGCUUGUGAAGAAUAAGGAGUUCAAUGAGUGCAAAGCUGUGCUUUCACUUUAUGCUCCAUGGCUCAGGCAAAUUGAUGCAAAUCAGACUUGCAUAGACUCAAGAGAUAAACAUGUAUAUAUGAACAAUCCCAAAGCUGCUCUAGGCUUUACAAAUAAGUUUUGAAUUUAGCACAAAUCAUCAUUGGCUAUAAACCCAGGGAGUUUUUCAAGCAUACAGGGUGUAAUAUAUAUUUAGCAGGCUGGGGCAAUUUGUUGGGAUACUUUGUUAAAUCUAAUUCAUAUUGACAAUACAUGACCAUCUCUAGAGGCUCAAAAACCUAUGGCUAAAAACGUAAGUGGUCCCUUAUUCAUUGUUUCAAAUGCUCAUUAUUGCAAAAGAAGACAGGAAGGAAUACUGAUUUUAUAUGCUAUAAGUAUAUGCUAUAAAUCAAUCAAAUAUUUCUUUGCUAGUGACAUUUGUGCUUGCACAAUCUGGUGUGUGGAUUGUUGAUUAUGCUGAUAAACUAUUUCAAGUCUCCUGCUCUUCCUUCUAUGGGUACUUUCUCUUUCAAGUAGAUUUGGACAUAUUAGCUCUUCCAAUAGAGGAUACCUUCAAAGUCAGAUCUGGUCUCUGUAAAGUCAGACACAUGGCCUCAUUCCCAAGAACUCUUCCAACUCACUCCCUGCAAAGCUGAUCUGUGAUUUAUUGGUUUGUUCUUCUACUAGCUGGAUUCUGAAUUCAAACAAUACUGGACUGAUAUACUUCCAGACAGCCUUACUGUUUUUGUUGUUGUUGUUUUGCAACUGAUUAAUGGGCAACUAGAGGAAGUAUACCCCAUCAGAGCUUUGUCAUUCCUUUGGUUCAAAUUUAUUAAGCCUCAUUAAAACUGUGGAGAAUAGAGGAAAAUAUACCCAAAAUAGACUUGUCCAGAUACCACUCUGCUUGCAGGAGAGAUGACAGGUGGCCAGCCACCCGGCAAAUAAGCUGAACUGGUCUUUCAACAGCUUUGAUUUUACAACUAAUGAAUUUAAAGAAGUUUAUGGAAUGAAAAUAAAUAAACUCUAGAUGUACAGAUGCAUAUACAAUCCUACACACUUACUCACAAAACAUCAUACAGCUGUGAAUAAUGUGAGAUUGUGGUUGAAGGUUUUGGAAGAAAGUUCACGUAAUUUGGAGAUACUUACUUUCUUCCCCAAUUGCCUACAUUCAUCUUCCUACAUUGUUCUGAAGAGCAUCCUUGUUUUUCAGAAAGGAUUCAGAAGGGAAGUUGCUACAAAGAGGAGAAAGAGACAGAAUACUUUUAUGUGUAUGGGCUGGUACAAGCUGCCUUAAUUUAGCUCAGAUCCAAGCCAUUCUGUUUAGAUGUGUUAGCUCUUGCUCUUAAAAUAAUUAUUACUAGCCCCAGGAUAUCCCAUUAUUUUGUACAGUAUUUUGAUAUCCAUGGUUUAGCUUAGUGUAUUGUUUGUUACUGUAAAUAUUUAUAGACUGGAACUUGAUUUUCUGGCAAUAUAAGCUAAUAUUUAAGUAAGUGUGUAUCAGUUAUAUGCAAGUGAUAUUAAUAUUUUGUGCAUUACAAUUUGUAAACUGAUAACUAAUGACCACUAGAUUAAAAUACAUUGUAUUAAAAUAUAUAUUG
This is a messenger RNA of Pantherophis guttatus, 2677 nucleotides long. It is a transcript of the gene RGS1, whose product is annotated as regulator of G protein signaling 1. The record is from RefSeq and is a predicted model, not a curated record. NCBI's taxonomy places the organism in Eukaryota, Metazoa, Chordata, Lepidosauria, Squamata, Colubridae.